GAGAAACUAUAAAGAUCCAUGAACUCCUCAUGACACAUGCCCUUGCCGACCUCUCCUGUUGACUGUUGCUCUGUAGAUGCGCCGUGCUUCCAAUAACUUGUGAAGCCACACCAGACGUCGUCACACAAUCACCAGUCUCGUCGCGUCAACUGAAAGCACUCUUAUAAGAGCAAGGCGCUAUAGACGCUGCCUACUCCCAUCGCCAUCAUGGCUGACAAGGUCCACCCUCAGGGUGAAAAGAUCGCCACUGUCUCCGGAGACCACGAGGAGCACGGCACCGGCCAGCCCGACCCUGUCGAGCUGAGCCGUAACAUCGAGGCCAAGAUUAAGAACCCGCUCGAGGGAAUCGGUUACGACCAGCUCAUGCGCGAUGUCGAAGUCUUCUGCCAGGAGCAUGGCCUCCAGGAAGAGAUCGCCGUCUUCCGCAAGGGCGCAUUGGUUGCCCAAGACCCGGAGAACUACGAGAACAUCGGCGGCCCUGAGGCUCUUGACGAGGCUGAGAUCACGGCGCUCCGAGAAGAGGUCACUCACAAGUGGCGCUUGCCUAAGAAGCUCUACCUGACCAUCAUCACUUGCUCCAUUGGCGCUGCCGUCCAGGGAUGGGACCAGACCGGUACCAACGGCGCCAACAUCUUCUUCCCCAAGGAGUACGGCAUCGAUACCAACAGCACUCGGGAUCGUCUCAUCCUGGGUCUCGUGAACGCUGGCCCUUACUUGGGAUCUGCUCUCUGUGGCUGCUGGCUGUCCGAUCCUCUCAACCACUACUUCGGUCGCCGUGGCGUCAUCUUCUUUUCUGCUCACUUCUGCAUCUGGCCCCUCAUCGGUUCUGCCUUCAGCCACAACUGGCAACAGCAACUCGCCAACCGUCUUCUCAUGGGAAUCGGUAUGGGUGCCAAGGCCUCGACUGUUCCCAUCUACGCCGCCGAGAACUCCCCGCCGUCCAUCCGUGGUGCCCUUGUCAUGUCCUGGCAAAUGUGGACGGCCUUUGGCAUCGCGCUUGGAACUGCCUUCAACCUGGCUGUUUACUAUGCCCCCCACAACUGGCGUCUCAUGCUCGGUGCCCCUUUCCUCCCCGCCGUGCCCCUCCUCAUCUUGAUUUACCUGUGCCCUGAGUCGCCCCGUUGGCUCAUGAAGAAGGGACGUUACCACGACGCCUGGAAGUCCAUGAUCCAGCUCCGACACAACCCGAUCCAAUGCUCCCGCGACAUGUACGCUAUCCACGCCCAACUGCAGCUUGAGAGCCUGGUUCUGGGCAAGAGCAACUACGCCAGCCGUUUCAAGGAACUCUUCACCAUUCCUCGUGUCCGCCGCGCCAACUUGGCAGCCUUCACCGUCAUGAUUGCUCAGCAGAUGUGCGGUAUCAACAUUAUUGCCUUCUACUCCACCACCAUCUUCAAGGACGCCAACAUGGGCGACUUCCAAGCGCUUCUCGGCUCGUUCGGUUUCGGCAUGGUCAACUGGAUCUUCGCCUUCCCAGCUUUCUGGACCAUUGACACCUUUGGCCGGCGAUCCCUGCUCCUGUUCACCUUCCCCCAGAUGACCUGGACGCUCUUGGCGGCCGGUCUCUGUACUCUGAUCGCGCCCGGUGUCACGCGUACCGCCCUGGUGUCCCUCUUCGUCUACUUGUUCGGCGCCUUCUACUCGCCCGGCGAGGGCCCCGUGCCCUUCACCUACUCGGCCGAGGUCUACCCUCUGUCUCACCGCGAGAUGGGUAUGGGUUUCGCCGUCGCCACCUGUCUUUUCUGGGCCGCCAUCCUGGGUAUGACCUUCCCCUUCAUCCUCGACCGACUCCAAGUCGUCGGCGCGUUCGGCCUGUACGCCGGCUUCAACGUCGUGGCCUUCAUCAUGAUCCUGUUCUGGGUGCCUGAGACCAAGCAGCGCACCCUUGAGGAGCUCGACUGGGUCUUCGCCCUGCCCACCAGCCGCUUCGCCAGCUACCAGAUCAGGAAGGCCAUCCCCUACUUCUUCCGACGCUGGGUCUUGUUUGACCGCAACGCCAAGCUGGAGCCUCUCUACAACUUCCAACAGCCCAACCGCACCGAGCGGGUUGUCAGCUCGGAUGAGGAGAAGAAGACCUACUAGGGUCCUUCUCUGGCCUACGCCCAAGCACGUCAUUGCAAUGUACAGACCAUGUUCCCAUGAAUCUGAACUUACACACACACACGUUAAUGAGGGGAUGAAGGAGGGAUCGAGAGAUAUACCCAGACGGCGAAGUAUGAGACGAUGAGCUUCACUUUCUCUUGUGUGUCGGGUCCUCUGGCCCCGGCGCCUAAUGCGUGGAACGGACAAAUGUUCCUUCACCGUUGUUCAAAUCCAGCCUUGCAUAGGGUUGGUGGUACGGACUUGAAUUGAUACCAAUAUGAUUUCAUCACUACAAGUAC
Messenger RNA from Colletotrichum destructivum, 2381 nucleotides. Its product is annotated as Putative major facilitator, sugar transporter, major facilitator superfamily. The record is from RefSeq and is a predicted model, not a curated record. Gene Ontology annotation, biological process: transmembrane transport. The transcript is spliced from 6 exons. NCBI's taxonomy places the organism in Eukaryota, Fungi, Ascomycota, Sordariomycetes, Glomerellales, Glomerellaceae. Gene Ontology annotation, molecular function: transmembrane transporter activity. Bases 208 to 2082 code for a protein of 624 amino acids. Gene Ontology annotation, cellular component: membrane.